Messenger RNA from Cicer arietinum (chickpea), 1441 nucleotides. RefSeq lists its product as uncharacterized. The record is from RefSeq and is a predicted model, not a curated record. Lineage: Eukaryota; Viridiplantae; Streptophyta; Magnoliopsida; Fabales; Fabaceae.
UCUUCACACAUCUUACUUCUUAUAAUAUUUCAAACGGAAGAGAAAAGUUAUCCGUACAAAGAACACAAGAGAGGUUUCCAGUGUAGUCAUGGGCAUAGUUGCAGUUGCAGAGUUUUUCAUUGACCUGAACCAACCAUCAGCCAUGCAAUUCUUUCUUUGCUUUGUUCAUUUGGUGGUCUUCUUAAUCUCUUCUACUAUCAAUCAUACUGCUUACUCAUUUUCUGGGCUAAACUCUACAGAAUUAGAAGCACGUGGCAACGGCUACAUAAAAGGGCAUAUUUUUGAAGAAUUCACUUUUCCUGCAAAAUCAGUUCCCUUCAAUACUUGUCAUUCUUCUACCAUUGUUGAGGUUGGGAAGGGUCAUUUUUUGGUUGCUUAUUAUGGGGGCACAUCAGAGGGUGCACCUGAUGUCAAAAUAUGGUUGCAGACUUACAAGAAUAGCAGAUGGGAAUCACCUGUAAUAGCUGAUGAAGAACCAAAUGUUCCUAUGUGGAACCCUGUACUAUUCAGACUUCCAUCAAAUGUGUUACUUCUGUUCUACAAAAUAGGCCUUGAUGUUCAAAAAUGGAGUGGAUUCAUGAAACAAUCAUAUGAUAAAGGAAUUACUUGGACAGAAAGAGAACAACUUCCACCUGGUAUAUUAGGACCAAUAAAGAAUAAGCCUCUCUUGCUGGAAAAUGGUGACUUACUUUGUGGAUCUUCUGUUGAAAGCUGGAAUUCAUGGGGAGCAUGGGCAGAGGUCACAACAGAUUUUGGCAGGACAUGGAAAAAGUAUGGUCCAAUUUACAUUAACAAUGAGCCUCUAGGUGUGAUUCAACCUGUACCAUAUCAGACUUCAAAAGGGACACUGCGUGUUUUGCUUCGAUCCUUUACUGGCCUUGGUAGAGUUUAUGUUUCAGAAUCCUUUGAUGGAGGCAAAACUUGGGGGUAUGCAAAACCUACACAGCUCCCUAACCCAAACUCAGGUAUUGAUGGGAUUAAGCUAAGAGAUGGUAGUCUAUUGAUUGCAUAUAAUACAAUUUCAAGGGGAGUACUUAAACUUGCCAUCUCUGAAGAUGAUGGUGAUUCAUGGAAUGAGGUACUUACAUUGGAGGAUAAUGUUGGAAUGGAAUUUUCAUAUCCUGCUGUUAUCCAAGCUAGUGACGGGAGAGUCCAUCUCACUUAUACAUAUAAUAGGACACAGAUAAAGCACGUUGUUGUUAGGCCACGGUGAUGCCGACCAACUUGUUUAUUUUCUUUAGAUAGAGAAGCAUAGGAAACAACACAUUUUAUUUUAUGUAUGCAAUACAUAUGGCCUUCUGUUUUUGGGUCAAUGGUAUUAAAAACAGGAAAUAUCUUGUCCCAUCUCCCAACACUCUCAAAUGCCCUCUAAAUCUUCUUUUUAUUUGUCAAUUUUAAACCAUCUAAAUUUAUCAAUCUAAAUAGGUUUUGUUUGAAUUAA